UCCCCCCACAGUGACAGUGCUGAUGGUGAUCGGAUUCAUCUUCAUGCUCUUGCCCAUUAUGGUGGUCAGCUCUGAUACCCCCAUAAGAGCUGUGAUGGGUGGCAUUACAACAUUAACAGCUAUGACGGCCUGUAUGGGGGAAAGAAAGUGGACUGUCAAGAAGGGUGCCGAGUACCGCCAUGUAAGCACUUGCAAAGAGGAGACAUGCUCUGUGGAACCGCGCUUUCGGAACCGAGCCGAGCAACGGGGGACUAAUCUCACCAUCAGCCCAGUGCUGUUUGAUGAUGACGGCUUCUACAUUUACUCUUGUGAUGGCAAGGAGACCGCCUGGAUUCCCUUACAUCUUGAGUCUUGUACAAGCACUGCUGUCAUUGCUGCUGGUGGUGAUCUCUCCAUGAGCCUGUGUAGCCUGGAUCAGGUGAAAUUGAACUUCACCCCAAGGGGCAGUUCAGCAGCAGAGACGGUGUUCAUCAUGGACAACGGACAAGUGUUCGUUCGUUCACAAGCCUCAAGAGGCAUGACACUGUCUGUGCAGAACAACACUGCUGUGCUCUCUGGUGUGCUGGAAGGAGGACUAGUCACAGGCACAGACAGCAAGACUGACAAGAAGCUCUUUGAAGUGAUCGUCACCAUUACUGGAUCUAAUCUAAACUGCUACUGA
Messenger RNA from Alosa sapidissima (American shad), 661 nucleotides. RefSeq lists its product as uncharacterized. The transcript is spliced from 4 exons. The record is from RefSeq and is a predicted model, not a curated record. The coding region runs from base 23 to 661 and encodes 212 amino acids. Lineage: Eukaryota; Metazoa; Chordata; Actinopteri; Clupeiformes; Clupeidae.